Messenger RNA from Bipolaris maydis ATCC 48331, 1014 nucleotides. NCBI's taxonomy places the organism in Eukaryota, Fungi, Ascomycota, Dothideomycetes, Pleosporales, Pleosporaceae. The record is from RefSeq and is a predicted model, not a curated record.
AGUCUUGAUUGGGGCGUCUGUCACUACCACCAAACAUGGCUCACAACACCGCGUUACGGACGUUUCGAUCCUUCACAAAUACAAUUGCUACAUCAUGCCGACAUGCGCAAUCGCUGCGACCCUUCACCCACAGUACACGAGCCCUCAAUGCAGCGCCGACCGACCGCAAUAAACCAGAGCAGUCAAUGGACUCAUUGCUCUCAAACGUAUCCCAAAAUUUUUACCAAGCGGGGCAAGACCAAUUCUCGACCCUCAUACCAAAUGCGGACGGCUUUCCCAGAGUCGGCAACCUAGUCCAGCGCGAAUGGGAAGAAGACGACAAGCAUAAACUACACGUCUACGCAACUAAACACAAUACACAUCUGUGCCUUACCAGACCCAAUCGUGAUCCAUUGAUAUCGGUAUCAUGCGGUAACAUUGGGUUCAGGAAAGCGGGGAGAGGCUCGUAUGACGCUGCCUAUCAGUUGGCUGCAUUCCUGAUGAACAGAAUCCAGGACAAGGGCUUGUUACCACAAAUCAAGAAAUUAGAGUUGGUAUACAGAGGAUUUGGCCCAGGAAGAGAGGCCGUCACAAAGGCGAUAUUGGGCGCCGAGGGAAAGAAGAUACGGCCGUUGAUUGUCAAACUGGCAGACUCGACGAGGUUGAAGUUUGGCGGCGUGAGAAGCAAGAAGCCGAGGAGAUUGGGUUAGAGACUGUAGAUGGUGUGAUCAGGCAACUUAAAGAGAAAGACGGAAACUGUACGAUGGUAUGUUAGACCUGGAAAGCGUCCAUGAAUAGAGGCCUUCAGCGCUAAAGUGCAAGCAUCACGAAAGAGCAGUGCAUGUGCAAGGACGACGAAUUAGACCAGCUUGAAAGUCAUGUUAAAUUCCUCGGGAGUGGCGCCCUUUCAGCGGGCGGCAUAGUCCUCCCACUAGAAUCUGUCUCCGCGAUGCUGACAAGUCUGGGCGCAAGAUUUCUGGUCUCAUUCCUGAUAUGCCCUCUUGCGCCUCCCUGACCACUCCGACUACUUCCAGC